AUGUCCAUCAAAAUUGCGCUGGAUAACCAGCCAGAGUUCUACACCAAUCUCGAUGCCGUCUCCGGCAAGGUCAUUCUGAACCUCCCUAGGAGCGAGCAGAUCGGUUCCAUCGUCGUCAAACUCGAGGGAGAGUCCGGCACAGCUCUCCAGGUUCCCAAAAACUACGGCUACGAGCCAAACACUGCCCGGGCCGGUCCCCCACCGGGGCCUCCGGGCAGCUUCGUCAGCGAGAACCACAAGAUCUUGUACAAGCUAGUAAAGGUUUUCCCAGACGAUUACUAUGAAAGCUCCUCCAGUCCCUACGGGUCGUAUCCCCUCGAUGCCGGCCAGCACCAGUUUCCCUUCAAGUUCAAGCUGCCCAUCAACAAUGCGUGCAGCAACCCUCAAGCCAUGGCGAGAAUCGGCGGUCUGGCCGGCAUUGGAGGCUACGGGGCCAGCGGCGGCCUCUUUGGACUAAGCGGCGUCAGGGUCAUGGACGGCACGAAGCAGCUGUAUCUGCGGCAUGCCACGGCGACUCUGCCCCCAUCGUUGACUGGAUAUCCCAUGGCGGCGGAAAUCCGGUAUUAUAUCAAAGUCACGGUUCAACGGCCUGGGCUUCUGAAGGAAAACUGGCGCUACCAGCUCGGCUUCAAGUUUCUGCCCAUUGAACCGCCUCGGCCUCCCAUCACCGGCCAAGAGGCCUUCGCUCGGCGCCCCUUUUCCUUCCAGCCACGAACGCCAGGACAGAAGAAGCGCAGUUCACUCUUCAGCAGCAAAAAGAAUGACUCUUUGGCGACCCCAAUCACCGACGCCCCGACGCCCCCAUCAAUAGAAAUUUCAGCCCGGUUACCGCAUCCUUCCAUUCUCACCUGCAAUCAGCCAAUUCCCCUCCGGCUCAUUGUAAAGAAGCUCGUCGACAGCCCCGAACAAGUCUACCUGAUAUCGUUCCAGAUGGACCUGAUUAGCGUGACGGAAAUCAGGGCACAUGGCUUGGUCAGUCCUAAAGGCAACCGCUGGGUUGUUGCCUCCUACACAGACCUCGAAAUCCCCCUAUGUGGCGCGGGAGAUAAAGUUGGGGAAGAGUUGAUACUAUCAGAUGAGCUCUGGAGGAGCAGGCCCCUACCCAAUACUGUCGCCCCUUCUUUCAAUACCUGCAACCUCUCUCGAAAGUACGAAGUGGAACUUAAGCUGGGAGUGAGCUGGGGGAAGCCAAAGAUGUCCAAGGACUCUACGCAGCCCCAAGCUCUGUUUCUGCCUCUGCAUUUUGCAAACGUCAGCGUCUUUUCCGGCAUCACGCCACCUCCUGAGCUGCUGGAAGCUGCUCGGAACACGCGCCCAGGGGAGGUUACCAUUUCUCGAGCUCCUCGGCUGCCUCCCCGGACUUCUGUCUCCGAGGCCAGCGGCUCAGGGAAUCUUGGAGUUCCUCAAACUCAAAGAAUUGCCCGGCGGCCAAGCGCACCUGCUGCACCCGCUAUGCCUCCAAGACCUCCGCAAGAUCCUCUAUACCCUCCGCAGCUACCACCGGGCGAUAUUCCGGCUUAUGAGGACGUACCGCCUCCGAGCUACGAUGAAGCCAUGGCAGAGAAUUUAUCUGGGCCGUUUGACGGAUUACGGCCACGGCCGGCCUAUAGUGGCGUGACGAAUGAGAAUGCGCCUAGCGAGAUGCCCCCUACCAAAAGCUAG
This is a messenger RNA of Trichoderma asperellum CBS 433.97, 1662 nucleotides long. RefSeq lists its product as uncharacterized. The record is from RefSeq and is a predicted model, not a curated record. Gene Ontology annotation, biological process: ubiquitin-dependent endocytosis. Gene Ontology annotation, molecular function: protein-macromolecule adaptor activity; ubiquitin protein ligase binding. NCBI's taxonomy places the organism in Eukaryota, Fungi, Ascomycota, Sordariomycetes, Hypocreales, Hypocreaceae. Gene Ontology annotation, cellular component: cytosol; cytoplasm.